Messenger RNA from Rasamsonia emersonii CBS 393.64, 1776 nucleotides. RefSeq names its product Actin-binding protein. Gene Ontology annotation, biological process: actin filament organization. The record is from RefSeq and is a predicted model, not a curated record. Gene Ontology annotation, molecular function: actin filament binding. Lineage: Eukaryota; Fungi; Ascomycota; Eurotiomycetes; Eurotiales; Trichocomaceae. The transcript has 9 exons. Bases 1 to 1776 code for a protein of 591 amino acids.
AUGUCGGGCCGCUUCGUCCGCUCGUCGAAGUAUCGACACGUUUUCGGACAGCCGACCAGAAAGGAACAAUGUUAUGACAACCUCCGUGUGUCCAAAAAUGCAUGGGACACCAACCUCCUGAAGGUCAACCCCAAAUAUCUGUCUGUGAACUGGGAAGCAGGUGGCGGUGGAGCAUUUGCGGUGGUCCCUCUCCACGAGCGGGGAAAGUUCCCUGAGAAGAUACCCUUGUUUCGUGGACACACAGCCGCUGUGCUCGAUACGGACUGGAACCCCUUUAACGACGAUUUGAUCGCCUCUGGUUCGGAUGAUGGCAAGAUCUUUCUCUGGCGCGUGCCGGAGGGAUUCACUCUUCACCCCGAUGUUGAGCCAGACGAGAUCCAGGACGUGGCUCCUGUUGGCAAGCUGAGCGGUCAUCCCAAGAAGGUCGGCCACGUGCUCUUCAACCCCUCCGCCGAGAACGUGCUUGCGACCGCAUCGGGCGAUUUUUCGAUCAAGAUCUGGGACAUUGAGGCUGGCGACGCGAAACUGACCCUCAAGCUUGGCGACGUUGUCCAGUCGCUGUCAUGGAGUGCCAAUGGCUCUCUGCUGGUGACCACGUCGAGGGACAAAAAACUCCGGAUAUGGGAUGUGCGCCAGGAACGCCCAGCGCAGGAGACCCAAGGCCACUCGGGAGCAAAGAACAGCAGGGCGGUCUGGCUGGGUGAGCACGACCGUGUCGCGACGACGGGUUUCUCCAAGAUGAGUGACCGUCAGUUGGCUCUGUGGGAUAUUCGCGCCCCGAGAGAGCCCAUCAACGGCUUCAAAGUACUGGACUCCAUCUCUGGAGUUUGCGUUCCAUUCUGGGACGAGGGUACCCAGUGUCUUUACUUGGCUGGCAAAGGUGAUGGUAAUAUCCGAUACUUUGAGCUGGAGAACGACAAGUUCGAAUACCUGUCCGAGUACAAGUCGAGCGAUCCUCAACGUGGUCUUGCCUUCAUGCCCAAGCGUGGCGUGAACAUGCACCAGAACGAAGUCGUCCGCAUCUACAAGUCUGUGAACGACACCUACAUUGAGCCCAUCUCGUUCAUCGUGCCUCGGCGCUCGGAGGUCUUCCAGGACGACAUCUACCCACCGACGACUGGCUUGAAGCCCGCCAUGGGGCCGUCAGAGUGGUUUGCCGGCAAAGAGGCGAUCCCUCCGAAGAUCUCCCUGGCCAGUCUGUAUGACGGCGAAGGGCUCCAGGAGGUUACCCCUACUCUGGACAAGCCCACACCAACCAUGAGUGCUCCCGAGCCGAAGCCCGCUGAGCCUGCCAAAGCGCCAGAGCCCGCCCCUGCUCCGGAACCAACUGUGAUCCGCCCGCCCCCUUCGAUGAAGGAACAGGGUGCUUCGAUGGCUGCUAUGGUUUCCAAGUAUGCUGACGAAGACGACAAGGACGACGUGGAUGACAGCUCGAGCUUCGAAGAAGUGGCAAGACCAACCGAACGGGUUGUAACCACGCCUCCUAAGGUUGAAACCCCUAAGAUUGAAACCCCGACAGAAUCCGCCGCUAAGAGCAAGGAGGAGUCGACGAGCUCAAAGCCUGUGGAAGUUUCCCCGGUGUCUGCAUCCACCCCAGUGACGGUCACACCUACUAUAGUCGAGCCUACCAGCACCGUGCCUGCCGACGCUGUUCAGCGGGACAUCCAGGAGCUGAAGUCUCUGAUCGCGGAACAGACGAAGACCAUUGCCUCUCAGGCAGCGCAGAUGCAGCAGCUCACUGCUGAGAUCGAGUCGCUGAAGGCGAAGCUGGGCUGA